GUCACACAGACUGUUGUGUUAUUUUAUAGUUAAGAGUAAAAUUUCCUAGAAUGUGGCAUAGUAGCCAUUAGACAGUUGCUAAACUUUUCAAUUAUGGAUGCCACUGGAAAUUUUCCGUCCAGUCUCCUUCACAGUUAACCUGUGGUUGAUCAGAUAAUCUAUAACUGUAGUCCUAAUCUCAUCAGAAACAUCUCCCCUUUCUUCUUUUCUUCACCCUGAUCUUCUUCCUCUUCUUCCAAAUCUUUCUCCUCAGUCUGCCAUCAUCCUUGUCCUAGUUCUCCUCCCUCUUCCUCCCAGUAGUAACAGGGACUAUUGAGGAGGCAUUCAGCAAUUUAGAAACUGUAGAGGGAGAAGAGUAGACUGAAAUCAGACAUAUCACCAGGACCAGAUCAUAUUUAUUCUCAAGUUCUUAAAGAGAAUCAACACCCACAUGUCAGACUGGAUGUGAACUAUAAAGGCAGCAGCCCAUGUUUUCCUGUCUGUAGACCCGGGAGAAGUUGAUCAGUCUCACACGUGGAAACAACUACUGGUCAGACACACUGGAGAUCUACAGCUGUCCUCAGCAUAUAAAGUUGUGCUUGAGUUGAACAGACAUUAAAGAGAAACUGAAAGACAUGGAAGCCUCUUCACCUCAAACUUACACUGGACCUGACAAUGUGUCCUGUGACAUUUGUACUACUGGAAGAAAAAGGAAAGCAGGGAAGACCUGCAUGACCUGCAUGAUCUCCUACUGUGAGACUCACCUGCAGCCGCACAAGGAGCAUGGCGCCUACAAACGACACAAACUGGAGGAGCCGACUGGAAACAUCGAAGAGAAACUCUGUGCAAAACACCAGAGGGUUCUGGAAAUCUUCUGUAGGACCGAUGAGAGCUGCAUCUGCUUGCUCUGUGCAGCAACCGAACACAAGACUCAUGACAUGGUGACACCUGAGGAAGAGCAAAAUGGGAAACAGAACCAGUUGAAGAAGAGAAGGGUGAAAAUCAAAGAAAGAAUCGAAGAGAAAGAAAAGAAACUGGAGGAGGUGAAGGAGACGGUAGUGAGGAUUAAGAGUUCCACAGAAACAGAACUUCAGGAACCUGAGAAGACCUUUAAAGCUGUGAUUGAGUCCAUUGAGAGGCUGCGGUCAGAGGUCACUGAACUCAUUAGAGACUAUGAGCAGAAGGAAGUGAGUAAAGCUGAGGAAUUCAUCAAGCUACUGGAGAGGAAGAUUGAGGCGCUGAAGAAAAGAAGCACUGAACUAGACAAGCUUUCACAGACAAACGAUCCUAUCCACUUCCUUCAGAAAUUCCCAAAUACCGACAUCCCUUCUGAAGAUGGAGAUUCACCUGACAUCAGAGUUGAUGACAGUUUGCUGCCUGAGACUCUAAGGAAUGACUUGUCUGAUCUGCAGAAGAGUCUGGAAGAGAUCAGCAGCUGGAAAUUUGUGAAGAUCAAAGGGGUCGACACUCCAGGCUACAUACUGCAAAAUUUCAGAAUGAGAGAUCAAUUUUUAAAAUACUUCUGUCCACUCACCCUGGACCCCAACACAACACACAAACGCCUGCACCUGGCUGACGGGAACAAACAGGUGAUGUACAAGAAGACAGAGAUCCCGUAUCCUGCUCAUCCUGACAGAUUUGACUACUGGCCCCAAGUUCUGUGCAGUGAACCUCUGAGUGGGACUCGCUGCUACUGGGAGGUCGAAUGGAGUGGAGACGGAGGAAGGAUUGGAGUGACGUAUAAAGGAGUUGGAAGGAAAGGAAAGAAUGAGGAGUUUUUCCUUGGAUGCAAUGACAAGUCCUGGUGUUUGGUCUGCUCUAGUUCACAUUGCUCUGUGAGUCAUAAUAGAAAAAGUAUUACAAUUUGCACCCUCCCCAGCAAUAAAAUAGGCAUCUACGUGGACUAUCCAGGUGGCUCCCUUUCAUUUUAUAGCAUCACAAACAAAAUGAAUCUCCUCUACAAGUUCAAUGUCUCCUUUACUGGGCCGCUCUAUCCGGGAUUUUGGGUUGGAAGGAAUGCCAGCAUGAAAAUCUGCCAGCUAAACCCAUCUGACCAGUGACUGGUGUCCACAUUUGUCACUUAAUGGAGUUUUUGUAAUUCUUAAUUGCCUCAGUAACUUCAAGCUAACAAAAGAUUUCGGUUUUCUCUGAAUCAGUUAGAGCUGAUAAAUCCCAGUGUGACCAGAAGAAGGCGUAACAGCACCCAGAAUCCCAAAGCACUGACACCACAACAGACCUGGGUUCCAUUCAGUGACUUUUACUUGAAUUAAGUACUUUUACACGUCUGCUCCUUCUACACACCAGGCAAUAAGAGCUCUCCCUUAUCUCUCUUUGUCCUUCUCACCUCCCUCCAGCCAGUGUUGUCCUACUUCCUCUCAACUCUGACUCCCUGAAAGGGGUGAGAUACCUUCUUUUAUCUUAGACUUGGAAGAAGUAAUUCUGGUGCCAUGACACUACCCCGAGGAAGCACUACUGGAUCAAUCAGAAGCAUGAUGAUGAGACACUCAGAGUCCUCUACCAACUGUGCCCCCCGGCGGCAGCCAAGGACCCCGACAGGGACACCCUUCUGAACUACAAAUCCCAGGCAACUCCAUGGUGUCCAAACUGGGACCAAGCCAGAUGAACACUGCCAUUUUUCAUGUUAGGGGAUGAAUUGUCUCCGGUAUUCAGAUUUCCCCAGUCCAUCCAUUAUUCCGACUACCUGACUAGGACUAGGACUGGAAACCAACCCAGCCUGGCACCUUCAUCCAUGUGAUUCCCGCACAGUGGCUUCUCUUCUGAGUAAAGUACUAUACUCCAUUCCAGUCUGGAUGCCAGUCCAUCCAUUAUUGCCAUUUACACCCUUUUAUCAAUUUUGAAUGGAACAAUUAGACAAUAUUUUGGGCUAUUAUUAAUAUUUUUGACUGCUAAUGCCUUAACCCAUCCAUCCAUUUUCCUAACCCAGUUAUUUAGGGCUGGGUCCAUGGGGCAAGUGGAGGUUAUCAGAGUAGUCAUCUGUCACAAGUCAGGAACAGCAGCUGGAUUGGACACAAGUUUAUUGCAAGUUCAUUUGCCAAUUUAAUAUCAUCAGUCCACCUAAUCAGCAUGUCUUUGGACUGUGGGAGAAAACCCAUGCAGACAAGGGGAGAACAUGCAAGCUCAUGCAGCACUACCAGUCCUAAUAUAAAGAGAACAGUUUAGCUUUCUUUUAACUUGGUGCAUGAAGCCACCAAAAGCCAAAAUGACCACAAUAAAAGCAUAGUUUUUCUACCAUA
Molecule: messenger RNA, 3233 nt
Organism: Polypterus senegalus (gray bichir)
Lineage: Eukaryota; Metazoa; Chordata; Cladistia; Polypteriformes; Polypteridae
Product: tripartite motif-containing protein 16-like
Exons: 7
Coding region: 615-2039 (474 amino acids)
Molecular function (GO): zinc ion binding; protein binding
Source: RefSeq, a predicted model, not a curated record